AUGAGUGCAUCGGUUGCUGAUCAGAACACCAAACCUUCAUCAUCAGCAAUCAAGCUAUUCGGGUUUUCGCUCAUGGCCGAUCCCUGUGAAGACGGAGUGGUGACAACGAAGAGCAAGAAGCAGUUUGUGUGUCACUACUGCGGUCGAGAGUUUGAGAAUUCUCAAGCAUUAGGUGGCCAUCAAAAUGCACACAAAAGAGAAAGGAAGCUAGCAAGAAUGGCCAUGUUGGAGCACGAGGAGGAUCAUCAGUAUCAGGAAUGCCAACACUUUCUUCCUCCUCAACGUAGUCAAGUACUGUUUCCAACCGGUGUCCGGUACCCCAGUAUAAACCCUAUGUUCGACACGAAAUCUGGCGAGUCCGCAACCCAGAAUUAUAUCGGCGGUGGUGCUGGUGCUGGUGCAGAUCGGGUACUGCUCCCUAACGAUUAUGAGGGAAAUGAUCAGGUCGACAUUGAUCUACGUUUGAGACUUUAA
Fragaria vesca subsp. vesca is the source of this 474-nucleotide messenger RNA. RefSeq lists its product as uncharacterized. Gene Ontology annotation, molecular function: transcription cis-regulatory region binding; DNA-binding transcription factor activity. The transcript has a single exon. Gene Ontology annotation, biological process: trichome morphogenesis; cytokinin-activated signaling pathway; gibberellic acid mediated signaling pathway. Gene Ontology annotation, cellular component: nucleus. Lineage: Eukaryota; Viridiplantae; Streptophyta; Magnoliopsida; Rosales; Rosaceae. The record is from RefSeq and is a predicted model, not a curated record. Bases 1 to 474 code for a protein of 157 amino acids.